UUUGCGGAAGUAGUCGAAAGGAAUCGCGUUAACUGAUUAUUACCAUUUUCUUUGCUGUUUUAAUGCAAUCAUUUGCUUUAUGUGGUAACACCGUUAGCUUUUUAAAAGCUAAAUUUCAAUGGAGAUUGAAGUUGAUAUAAUUGAGUUCAAAGUUCCUCUCGAAAACAACAAAACAAUUUUUAUUUGGGACAUAAAGUCAACAUUUUCAGAGGCGUACAUUUAUGAGUACCUGUGGAGCGUGUAUUCAGCAUUUGGAGCUCUCUACCUGCUGAAGGUAUGUCCCAAUGCCACAGUGGCAGAACCCGGGUUCUACGCAAUGGUCAAGUUCUACUCUGCAGCACAGGCCUCCAAAGCUCAGAGGGCCACUGAUAAACAGUGUCUUUUCCAGAGCUCUCCAUUAAAGGUGAGAUUGAGCAUAAAGCAGAAUCUGUCCUUCUAUAGCACUAAACCUCUCAGCCUUUCCAAAUGUCAAAACCUGGCUAAUCACUACCUGGGCUUCAAUGGCUGGUCUACUCGCAUUAUCACUUUGAAGGACAUCUCAAAAUGUGCGGAUGCCGGGUGGCAAGAAGAACCGGACAGCCAGGGCAUGCUUAUGAAAUAUGGCUGCAUAGCUGAAUUGACCUUCCCACAGCAUGAAGUGAGAUGCCAUGGGGUAGGUGUGGAAGAGGAGAUCAUUGACAUUGAUCGAGACCCAGUGGAAAAGCUGAGAAAAAGAGGGACCCUAAUGAAACGGGCCAAAGACAAAGCUGUGGUGCGGGCCUUUGAAAAAGUGCUUCUCAUGAUCCUGGGAAAUGGGAAAGUAGCAAUUGAAUGCAAGCAUGAUCCAGAUGAGAUUCUUCCAGAGGAAAACUCUGAAGGAGUCAUAAAGGUAAAUGACAUCUCCUGGAAUGAGUUUGAUGGUGCUAACAGUAAUAGUGAAGAGGAUUUCCCAUGGGACAUCACCGUGGAUCUUACUCACUAAUGCCAACUCAAGAGCAGUUUCUUCUACCUACAAAGCAGCCAAUAUUUUCCAGAUAAGUGACCACCAACAUUGUGUAAGUCUCCCAACCCCUUACAGUGGAUUUCUCUCAUUGACACCUACUCAAGUCCAGCUUCCUCUACCCACAACGCAGCCAAUGUUUUCCAGAUAACUCACCAGAAAAUUUGUGACCUAUUCCAUUGUUGUUUUUUUGUUUUUGUUUGUUGGUUUGCCUGUAAUGUCAGUUGCCAUUGUAAACAAAAAGCUCAGUGACAACAUACAUUGCAGGUUGAUGACAUCAGUGAUACCAGAUGUUAUGAUCUCACUCAAAGGCAUAUUACUGACAUUUCAAAAUGAGUAUUUGCUGAAUUGAAGCAGCUUGUGCUUGGUUAAAAACUCAGUGACUUUGCAGAACACAUGGUGAUUUCCCUCAAGACCUAAUAUUUAACAAAAUAACAAAAUGUUGACUAAGUAUGAUGGUAGUACAAGUAAUUCAGGGAAUCCACAAAAAAAGUAAAACUAAGUUAGUAAAUAUACUGUGAAAUGAAUAUGCCUCUAUGUUAUGCAUGUUACUUUGUCUUUACAAUAGAAUACAUUAGGACAGAGGGUUAGUUUAGUUAGAAGUUUGGUUGUAGUAUUUUUGUCAUUAAAAUGAGUUGUCUGUUUUAUGUUUGGUUUUCUGGUGUGUAAAAUAAAAUAUUUUUUUGCUGUAUAUCUUAGCACUGUGUCCCUCUGUCUUUCCUUUUUAAUGUGUUUUGGGCCUGUUUCUGAUCAGUAGUUUUAUUUUAUUUAGUUGAAUUGUUCUAGUUAUGCUCAUAAAUUACUGGAAAAGUCAUAGAUAUUCACUGAUAAGGUAAGGGCACCCUAUAUCCGGUACCUCACCAUCAGUUUAAGAUAGUUUUUUCUACUCAAUUGCUAGAGAUAAUAGAUUAAAAUAUUUACCAUUGCCAUUAUUUUUCUCUCUCUUGGCUCAUAGUUUCAGGUUACCCAAUGUCUCUGUGACAUAAUUUCAGUAACUCAUUGAGGCUAAUUUGCAUGCUUCUCAACUUUACAGCCAACUGGUGGCAGUGUUUGAUGUGUUAAACGAAAAUGCAAUUCUGUGUGUUUGUAUAUCAGAAAAAGUCCACUUGAUUUGCAUAUGGUAGCAAGAGGCUGGACAUGACAGGGUCUAUAGUGCACCUCUGUGUGUCAGAAUGUGUUAUGGUCUAUUUUUGCUAUUUACUUUUAUAUGAGAGGACAAACAAUUAUAAAAACGUAUUUUUCUAAAUGAAAUUACCAUUACUUAAAAUAAAAUAAAAAAGUUACAACUUUAUAAGUACUGUAAUGUUUUGUUUUUUUUAAGUCACUAACGGAAAUGAUUGCAAUUAUUGUCAAACUUUUCUAUACCUAUUAUCCAACUCUCUAUCUUACACACACACACACACACACACACACAAAAGCCUGUUGUACCACAUUUGAUACAGUUUAUUUCAACAUAAUUUUUCUAUACAAUCAUUUAUGAGUUUUUAACCAAGCACAAGCUGCUUCAAUUCAGCAAAUACUCAUUUUGAAAUGUCAUUAAUAAUGUAAAUGUUAUUAUUAUAUUUAUCUUAUCAAAAUCAUCAAAGAAUUCACAGCUAAAAGCCAUGUGCAUCACCAUAUGAAAGUGGCCAUUAGAAAUGAUAUUACAAGGUCUUCUACUUCCAGAACAGAACAGAAGUUUUCACCAGGAUUUGUAAAAAAUCUAAGUACCUGCUUAUUAUAAGUACCUUAAAUCCUUACAGUAAAGCUGAGGAUUUCUGUGCACGAGUAGUACCACAAUUGACAUAUAGGUGGCGAUGUUAAAACGCUACUAAGGAAGCCUGUGUUCACUUUGAAAACAUGGUAGGUAAGCCCAUGUCAGUUUUCAUGUUCAUAAUUUACAGAUGAGUUUACUGCAAAUCUACUGAAAAAUCUUCUGUACAAUAUACAGAUGUUAUUAUUUUUAAACAUAUCAAGGGUUAAUGCAAGAUUUAUAUUGUAAUUCCUGUAUUUGAAAAGUGUUAAACUGUCGGCUUGACAUUUGCUCAUGAAAGCAGUAAAUUAGUCUUUUUCUUAGUUUUUCCCAUAUUUGAUCAAAUAAAGGAUCAAGAUCAAGUUGAUACAGCAUUUUCUAUUUUGAACCCAGCUCAGCUGUACAUGUUCUGGUUUGUUUGUUAGACUGACAAAGACUUCAAGAACCUCUAUAAAUGGUUAAUGAGUCAUAAAGUUACUUAUGAGGUUACAAAGUGAUCUUGAUGAUUUUUUAAACAUUUGUGAGAGGUCUACUCAGUGAUGUGUGAAUAUGUAUGACAGGAUGUGUCUGCACUUUUCUCUGUGAUUUUAUUCUCCUUCGGGCUGCUAGGCAAACACAACAACGGUGCUUAAUUCCUCUUACUCAACAUCAUACCGUGCUAUUUUUAAUUUUAGGGAGGGACGAUCAUGUGGUUUUCACCUUUCUCUCGCUCAUUUUUAUCAUAAUCACCCUGCGCACCCUUUCAGUUCCAUAUAAUUUUCACUUUCCAAUGUAAGAUGCCAGUAGGGCCUCUCCGUGUGGUUAAAAUAUUGCAGUUAUUGUAUUUCACCAGAAACAUUUAAUUUACUGACAUUGUUUUUUUGCACGUAAAACUACAGCUGAAAAUAAAAACACAAAGUUUAUCCAUAAAGACUAAAACACACACACACACACACACACAGAAUCUUGGGCAAAACUUGAACCGAGUGAAUAAUAAUUCUUAAAGCAGUCUUGAAUACAUGGGGUCUCCUCCGAGAGGGGCGGGUGUCCACAAAAAUGUUGUCCUAAACUAAAAUUUUAAAACACAUGUUUAAUCUGCGGUUAACACCACAUCACCCCUGAGCCAGAUAUACACCAUUGUCUGGGUGACCUUUACCUAACUUCACAUCAACUGCAGUUUAACCCUUAUGUUGUGUUCCAGUCAUUUUGACCCUGAUUACUUUUUUAUCUUACAAUUUUUUUUUUCUUUAUCCAAUUGUCUUGACUUUGUUCACAUAUGGUAUCUGAAAACAAAUAAAUAAAU
Messenger RNA from Xyrauchen texanus (razorback sucker), 3993 nucleotides. It is a transcript of the gene rdm1, whose product is annotated as RAD52 motif containing 1. The transcript has 7 exons. NCBI's taxonomy places the organism in Eukaryota, Metazoa, Chordata, Actinopteri, Cypriniformes, Catostomidae. The coding region runs from base 119 to 961 and encodes 280 amino acids. The record is from RefSeq and is a predicted model, not a curated record. Gene Ontology annotation, cellular component: nucleolus. Gene Ontology annotation, molecular function: RNA binding.